Molecule: messenger RNA, 6741 nt
Organism: Spirometra erinaceieuropaei
Lineage: Eukaryota; Metazoa; Platyhelminthes; Cestoda; Diphyllobothriidea; Diphyllobothriidae
Source: the annotation of a GenBank genome assembly
AUGAGUGAAAGCGCAUUUACUCCUCCCGACUACGACUUCGAUGAGGGUCCAAGUAUUGAAGCUGUAUCUUUUGAUGAAGCGACUGUUCGUAAAGAACUGAUGGCGCUCAAUGAGUCGAAAUUACCGGAUCCAGACUACAUGCCACCUACGUUACUGAAGGAGCUCGCUGCCGAAUUAGCCAAAUCACUGUCCAUGCUUUUCCAAGCCUCGUACGAAGCCGGCUGUUUAUCCGCCAAUUGGAAAUCUGUGCGUAUCACACCACUGUAUAAAGGUGGCAACAAGGGCUCUGCAAAUAAUUACGGACCAAACAGCCUCACCUCCAUCUGCUACAAAGUUACGGAAAAAAAAUUAAGCGAGAGCCAAUGCGCUUCUUAGAGCAGCAUAAUUUAUUAUCUGAUGCACAUCAUGGGUUCCGCAGCGACGGGUCUUGCGCGGAGAACUUGCUCUACUGUUUGGAACGUUGGACUCGGGCAAUUCGCCGCAUGUAGCCGUCUAUACUGACUUUGAAAAGGCAUUUGAUAGUGUCACACAUCAGCGACUACUGCACAAACUUAGCCAAACGGCCUUAGGGGUAAUCUCCUAAAAGCGGAGUUCCCCAAGACUCAGUUAUUCGUCCUACUCGGUUCAUUAUUUAUAUUGACGAAUGCGUUAGUUAAUUAGAUUGUAGUAUCGCCACGUUUGCGAAUGUUAUUAAGCUUUGAAACUGCGUUCGAACUGCAGAUGACGCAGAGCAUUUGCAGGCGAACCUAAACCGACUCCAACAGUGGUCAAAUGACUGGCCUUUGCCGUUCAAUAAAAACAAGUGCAAUAUUAUGCGAGUAUUCACAAACCAGAUUUCCGAAUCCCAUGUUUAAUGCCUGAAUGGUUUACCACUGCAAGAAGUGGCCUCGCAGAAAGACUUGGGAAUAUGGAUUACGACCUUGCCCUAACCCUCGCUGCACUGCGCAAAGGUAGCCAAGUCUGCGAUGUCAGUUCUCUACCUUGUCAAGCGGGCUUUCUAUGCCUUUGGUAAAGACUGCUUCGCUUAAGUCUUUCGGAUGUUUCUGCGGCCGCAAAUGGAAUUCGAUAUCCACGCUUGGAGCCCCUGGACCGCGAAGGACCUCAGCAUCCUCGAAAGUGUUCGGUGGCUUGCAACGAAGCUUGUGACAUGGCAGGCUUCUCUAACAUAUGGAACACGGCUAACUUACCUUGAUAUCUUUUCCCUGAGUUACAGGCAUCUACGGAAUGAUCUGAUACAAACCCUCCGUAUCAUACGCGGUCAGGGCAGCAACCUCUUAUCGGGGGCUUCUUGGAGUUUAAAAACCUACGAGGUCAUCCAUUCAAACUACGUGUGACUGAGGCCAGGCUGGACACACGAAAGUUCUUCUUAUUCUCUAACAGAACGCUCAAAGAUUAGAACGUUCUGCCUCUGCAUGUCGUUGUGUCUGCUUCAGUCGAGGUCUUUAAGAAGAAGAUGAAUUUGUUUAGCGGUGUCCACUAAAAUACCACCCGACUUCUGUAUAUGUGACAAGUGCGACAAAUCCCGUUGUUAUAAUACCCCUUGCUAUAUUUCAGUAACCCUUUAAUUGAAUUUCUUCUUGUCUUUAAUUCGUCGUAUACGCUUCUUGGCAUGCAGUUAUGCAAUUUUUGUCACUCGGGAUAUUAUUUCUUUUACUGCACUCCAAAGGACUCUUGUACUACUGUUCCUACCACUAACACUCUAGACAGUUCGUCCAUCUGUGCAGAGUUGACGCUUUUCCGCUUAAUUCUUACCCUUAUGAUACCUUUUACAAUUUUUUGAUGUUUAAUUUGCCUGCGAAAAAAUAGGGAGUUCAAAGGUGCAGACCUACAUUUCUCUCAAAUAAAACCGAAACGAACUGAAAAUCCUCUGUAAUUAAACAAGUAUGCGACCCGAAGGUGCUUCGAAAACGUCGCCCCGUGAAUGCAUGAACAUAUUUCAAGAGUGUUCGACGCUCACCUCGCCACAUUGAAUAGUCAUGAUCAGGAAAGCUUUGCCAAAAGAAGAGUGCACCAGCAUGUUAGACAGGGUGGGUGGUACAAUUUUCUGGCCUAAGUAGACUACCUGCCGUAGAGCAAUAAUCGCUACCUCGACAAAUAAUGAUUAACGGUAGCUCGCUGGACGUACAAUGUGGAACUCAAUUACCUGAAUAUGAAAUCUGCUUGCAAUGAUAAUAAUGAUUGUCUAAUUGCGCUAACAGAGUACAGUAGGGAGAAAUCUUUACGUCGGAAGAAGAGUCAUCGUCUUCAUCCUUCGACCUUCACAGGAUACACUUUUCUACUAUACUCACCUAAGCGUUAGGACAGAAAUCAGUCAGUGAUUUGCGUAGUCCGCAUUAACUUUUUGGCAUCUACUCUUUAGUAACCAGCACUGCCAACUAAAUAUCAGAAAACACAGUGUAGAUCCCCAUCGUGGGAUAUCUCUGAUGGCAGUAAAGUAUACUUAACGGUGAAUUUCCAUUUUGUCAGAAUUUUGACUAAGUCCGCAGAUCUCAGGGUGGCAAAGAAGAGUUAAAUAAUUCGCCACGUCAGAUAAGGUGAAAUCAGCGAGCCAAACAACAAAGAUCUCUGCUGCGAGAUCGGGUCAACCGGAUUAUCCCUCAACCUCGCAUCCGGUGUCCUACCUUCGAGCUCUAACAGACCUGCCCUUCUGCUCUGUAAGGUGAUUCGAUCCCAGGUCGUCCUCUCUGGCAAAUCAAUGCCAUCCGGGUGGUAAGAAAGGCUUAAUGUGAUUGAUAGUAAAACCUUUUAUGUGUGGAAGGCUAAAGUGCCUUGACCAUUUGAGGCAAAACCUGCAUUCAAUAAUUCGGCAAAUGGGCAUGCCGUACACCGAAAUCUAGGCCACAGUCAACAGACUUAUGCUCUUCCUCGGAGUGUAACCCACGAAUUCUCUCAUUAAAUAUUGUGUUAGAUUAAAAAGGUUCAUGAACAUGAAACAUGAGAGCGGGUAAAAUGUAUUGGGGUGGACUUAAGGCAGCUAGGCUCUUAGUAUCUUGAUCGGGAAUAGUAAUUACUUGUUUAUUUUCCGGAGCCUAUAAACUCCUAUAAAAGUCCAUUUUCAGAUAUGAUAAAGGCAGCAGAACCGUCGACAGCCAUGAAAUACGUGAACUGAAGAAUGAUUGGUGCCUCAUAUCCUGAAAUGUCCGCAUAGGGCUGUAGGCGUGCAGAAGACAGUUAUGAGGAUUGGUGGCGUUCACUUCAGCGGUCAGGGAUUCAAUCAACUCGUAACCUGUUUAGAAGAUGGUGGUUACUAAUUUUACUAGUUUGUCAUCCUACCAUAUGGCUGCGUUAAAUUCAUGUAUGCGCAAUCCGAAAGUUUGUUUGGUCUGGCCUAAUUACGAGGGCAGGCGCGCAAUACGCUAUGUCAAAAGACUUACUGGGGUUUAGCCUGACCCUGACCGCUUAUUCUUAAGCUCGGGAUUGCGAACCUCAUUCCAUUCGAUUUGUAUGCUCAAUUCGUAUUUGGAGAGACCGUUUACUUAUGCACUCCAUGAAUGCUUGUUGUUGUAUCAGCAUGCUGGCGACAAAGUCGUUUCGAGCGCAUAUCCAGCAGACAUGAAUAAGGUUUGCAAAAGUAAGAGAUCCGGGUCGGUAAUCUGAGGAGAAUGAAUUGCUCACCGGAUCGAGGGACUUUUCUGGCUGACGUUUCGAAGAGCUGGGGCUACUCUCCAUUGUCAAAACGUCAAGUGAAAAAAUCGAUCAUCAUUUUUGAAUAGACUGCCGCAUUAGUUGGCCUUGGGCUGAUCGAUUUUUUUCUUCUUUCACCGCCUUGGUCUACUGGUCGUCACCUGUGAGUGUUGGUGGCCUCCUGUAUUACGUGUCGUCACCUGAAUUGGGGUUGGUUGGGUUUGCGUUCACCUUUUGGGUGAAGUGGUCGACAGACCGUGUUUGCUCGGCAUUCUUAGGCUCCGUAUGAUUGUAUUGUCUUCGUCACGCUGUAUGAAGUGACGUAGGACUUUAUAGGCCGAAGGCGGGGGCCCUGUGCGCUGUGCCGUGUGCACAGGGUUUGCGGAUUCCGUUGGAUGGAAGGUCGGAUGGAACCUUGCGUCGGCACCGUCGUGACGUGGUUCGUCUCUGCACGUCGCUUGACAGCCGGUGACGGGAUGGAUCUCCACAUCGACAUCGCCUUGACGCGCCCACCCUCGCCGACGGAGACCGCGGCUUACGGCGAAUUCGAGUCGCUCUCCACUACAACCCGAAGUCGUGGUCCCAUAGUGGAGUUCGGCCGUGCCACAACGGCACAUGGCAGCCCUAUUCAGGGAUGGCACUGCCAGCCCCCACGAGGGGAAGGGCCUAGAAAAGGUGGCCUAAACAUUGCUGGGUACCACGCCGUCUCCAGGCUAGCCAGGGCCGCAGACGUCUAAACAUGGUCGAAACAAUAAAAAUCGAAACAACAACAAUACCAAUAACAACAACAACCAUACUCAUUCUCCUCAUCCUACUUCUUCUUCCUCUACCUCCGUCUAUUCUUCUGCCUAUACUUCUCCUUCGUCAUCUUCUCCUCCAUCUCCUUCCCGUCGCCGUACUCGUUGUCACCAGACUGGCAGGGUGAGCGCGCUCACUCUGGCAGCCUGGAAUGUUCGUUCCCUUUUAGACAAUCCGAGGAGCAACCGACCGGAACGAAGGACGGCGCUAGUGGCACGAGAACUGGCGCGAUACAAGGUGGACAUCGCCGCACUCAGCGAGACCCGUUUCUCCGAAAAAGGCCAACUGGAGGAGGUGGGUGCCGGCUACACCUUCUUCUUGAGCGGUCGACCCAGGGCAGAGCGACGGGACGCGGGCGUCGCCUUCGCCAUUCGGAACGACAUCGUGGGACGACUGCCCUGUUUGCCGCAGGGCAUCAACGAUCGCCUGAUGAGUCUCCGCCUGCCUCUCUGGGGAGGCAAAUUCGCCACCAUCAUCAGCGCCUACGCUCCGACGAUGACCAACCCCAACGCCGUCAGAGACAAAUUCUACGAGGACCUGCACGCCCUCUUGGCGACUGUGUCGAAGGCGGACAAGUUGAUUGUCCUUGGCGACUUCAAAGCCCGCGUCGGCACAGACCAUACUGCCUGGAGAGGAGUGCUGGGUCCACACGGUCUCCGCGGCUCCAACGAAAAUGGUCUGCUACUGCUUCGCACCUGCGCAGAACACCGCCUCAUCCUGACGAACACGUUCUUCUGUCUGCCGGAGCGAGAGAAGGCCACCUGGAGGCAUCCUCGGUCGCGUCAGUGGCACCUGCUGGACUAUGUCUUCGUUCGGAGGCGAGAUCAGCGGGACGUGCUGGUGACGAAGGCGAUCGCGGGUGCUGACGGGUGGACCGACCAUCGCCUCGUCAUUUCGAAGAUGCGUAUUCGCCUACAGCCUCGCAGGAGACCACAAGGUAAGCGACCCCCAGGUAAGCUGAAUGUUGCUUUGUUGUCUUUGCCUGCUCACCGUCUCCAUUUCAGCAAUGAGCUAGCUCAACGGCUAGACAACCUUCCGAUCGCUGCCGCCGACGACGCCGCCGCCGUUGCCGAGAACGCCUCCGUGGAGAACCGCUGGUGUCAACUGCGAGACACGGUCCAGUCGACGGCGCUCGCCGUCCUCGGUCGCGCUCCCCGCCAACACCAGGACUGGUUCGACGACAACGACGCCGCCAUCAGAAAUCUGCUUGCUGAGAAGAACCGCCUACACAAAGCCUACGUAGAUCACCCCACUGAUGCCACCAAAGCUGCCUUCUACCGCAGUCGCCGCCAACUUCAGCAACGACUGCGCGAGAUGCAGGACGCGUGGACUGCUUGCAAAGCUGCGGAGAUCCAAGGCUAUGCGGACCGCAACGACUGGAAGAAAUUCUUCUCUGCGAUCAAAGCUGUCUACGGUCCGCCGACGAAGGGAACUGCUCCUCUCCUCAGCGCCGACGGCAACACUCUCCUGACUGAGAAGACGCAAAUCCUACAGCGAUGGGCCGAGCAUUUUCGAGGCGUCCUCAACCGCCCCUCCGUCAUCUCCGACGCCGCCAUCGAGCGUUUGCCGCAAGUGGAGACCAACGUGGACCUCGACCUCCCGCCAUCCCUCCAGGAGACUAUCAGGGCCGCGCAGCAGCUCUCCAGCGGGAAAGCACCCGGAUCGGACGCGAUCCCUGCUGAGGUCUACAAGCACGGAGGUCUUCAACUGAUGGAACACCUGACUGCGCUCUUCCAGGAGAUGUGGCGUCAAGGUGAAGUCCCGCAAGAUUUCAAAGACGCAACCAUCGUGCAUCUCUACAAGCGCAAAGGGAAUCGCCAAGUCCGCGACAAUCACCGCGGCAUCUCCCUACUGAACAUCGCCGGGAAGAUCUUCGCUCGCAUCCUGCUCAACCGCCUCAACAACCACCUAGAACAGGGCCUUCUUCCGGAAAGCCAAUGCGGCUUCCGUCGUCAUCAUGGGACCACGGAUAUGAUCUUCGCCGCCCGUCAACCUCAGGAGAAGUGCCAAGAGAUGCGGACCCACCUGUACUCUACCUUCGUGGACCUGACGAAAGCCUUCGACACAGUGAAUCGUGAAGGACUGUGGAAGAUCAUGCAGAAAUUCGGCUGUCCGGAGCGAUUCACUCAGAUGGUGCGUCAGCUGCACGACGGUAUGAUGGCGCGAGUCACGGAAAACGGAGCUGUUUCAGAGGUAAUCGCAGUGACCAACGGCGUGAAGCAGGGCUGUGUGCUGGCGCCUACCCUCUUCAGUCUCAUGUUCUCUGUCAUGCUGAUGGACGCCUACCGCGACGAACGCCCCGGGAUCCGCAUCGCCUAG